Messenger RNA from Medicago truncatula (barrel medic), 3597 nucleotides. RefSeq names its product villin-3. The transcript has 24 exons. Gene Ontology annotation, molecular function: actin filament binding. Gene Ontology annotation, biological process: cytoskeleton organization; actin filament severing. NCBI's taxonomy places the organism in Eukaryota, Viridiplantae, Streptophyta, Magnoliopsida, Fabales, Fabaceae. Bases 288 to 3245 code for a protein of 985 amino acids. The record is from RefSeq and is a predicted model, not a curated record.
ACAGAAACAAUACAAUUGCAAUUACAACCUUCUCUCUCUCUCUGUUAUCGGUUUCACAUUUUUGAUUUCUUCUCUCUGUUUCUCAUCUCAUCAUCACCAUUUUGAUUCAUUCUCUGGCUGCAACUCGUUUCUUUCUCUCUGAAUUUGUUGCAACUCGAAUAUAUAUUGAGAGAAGAGAAAGGGACCACAACCAAUUCAAACCUUCUUUCUUCGUCUUCUCUCUAUCACAAUCUCAUCAUCAUCUCUGAGAUCUCAGACAGUGUUCGUCGAAAAAGGAGCAUUUAGCUAUGUCUAACACUUUGAAGGUUUUGGAUCCUGCAUUCCAGGGAGUGGGUCAGAGAUUAGGAACUGAAAUAUGGAGAAUUGAGAAUUUUCAACCGGUUCCAUUGCCCAAAUCUGAAUAUGGGAAAUUCUACAUGGGGGAUUCAUAUAUCAUCUUGCAGACAACACAAGGCAAAGGAGCUGCUUAUUUUUAUGAUUUACACUUUUGGAUUGGAAAGGAUACGAGUCAGGAUGAGGCAGGAACAGCAGCCAUUAAAGCUGUUGAACUUGAUGCUGCUCUUGGAGGACGGGCGGUGCAGCACAGAGAGAUUCAAGGACAUGAAUCUGACAAUUUUUUGUCAUAUUUUAGGCCAUGUAUUAUACCAUUAGAGGGGGGUGUUGCAUCUGGAUUUAGAAAACCUGAAGAGGAGGAGUUUGAAACACGCUUGUAUGUAUGCAGAGGGAAAAGAGUUGUCAGGUUGAAACAGGUCCCGUUUGCAAGGUCAUCAUUGAACCAUGAUGAUGUGUUCAUUCUUGACACCGACGAUAAGAUUUAUCAAUUCAAUGGUGCAAAUUCCAAUAUUCAGGAAAGAGCCAAGGCUUUGGAAGUGGUACAGUUUCUGAAAGAAGAAUAUCAUGAAGGGAAAUGUGACGUUGCAAUUGUUGAUGAUGGAAAGUUAGACACUGAGUCAGAUUCAGGUGAAUUUUGGCUACUCUUUGGUGGUUUUGCUCCCAUUGCAAAGAAGGUAAUCAGUGAGGAUGAUAUCAUUCCAGAGGCAAUUCCUGCUCAAUUGUAUAGUAUCAUUGAUCGUGAAGUCAAGUCUGAGGAAGGUGAACUUUCUAAGUCCCUGUUGGAGAACAACAAGUGCUAUUUGCUGGACUGUGGUGCUGAGGUAUUUAUCUGGUUUGGCCGGGGAACACAAGUGGAAGAACGGAAAGCAGCUUGCCAAGCUGCUGAGGAGUUUGUUUCUGGCCAAAAUAGGCCAAAAUCUACAAGGAUAACAAGGAUUACUCAAGGUUAUGAGACACGUUCAUUUAAGUCUAACUUUGAUUCUUGGCCAUCAGGAUCUGCUAGUACUGUUGCCGAGGAUGGAAAAGGGAAAGUUACAGCAUUGCUGAAGCAACAAGGGAUGGGUGUAAAAGGAAUGACAAAAAGUACCCCUGUAAAUGAGGAAAUUCCACAUUUGCUUGAAGAGGGUGGAAAGAUGGAGGCAUGGAGAAUCGAUGGAAGUGACAAGACCUCAUUACCGAACGAGGACAUUGGUAAAUUUCAUAGUGGAGAUUGUUACAUUGUGCUGUACACAUACCAUUCUGGUGAGAGGAAAGAAGACUACUUCUUGUGCUGCUGGUUUGGCAAAGAUAGUAUUGAGGAGGACCAAACAGUGGCUAUUCGGCUGGCUAAUACAAUGUCCAACUCUUUGAAGGGUAGACCUGUUCAGGGUCGCAUAUACGAGGGUAAAGAGUCACCACAAUUUGUUGCUCUUUUCCAUCCCAUGGUAGUUCUUAAGGGAGGUUUGAGCACUGGAUACAAAAAAUUCAUAGCUGACAAAGGUUCAUCAGAUGAGACAUACACAGAAGAAUCCGUUGCGCUUAUCCGAAUCACUGGAACUUCCAUCCAUAACAAUAAGGCAGCACAAGUUGAUGCAGUGCCAACGUCAUUGAAUUCUUCCGACUGUUUUGUCUUGCAAUCGAGCUCUACAGUUUUCACUUGGCAUGGGAAUAAAUGUUCCAUCGAACAGCAGCAGCUAGCAGCAAAGGUCGCAGAAUUUCUAAGGCCAGGAGUUGCUUUAAAGCAUGCUAAAGAAGGUACAGAAAGCUCAGCUUUCUGGCUUGCAUUAGGAGGAAAACAAAACUACACCAGCAAGAAAGUUACUAAUGAGGUUGUUAGAGAUCCACAUCUGUUCACCUUAUCAUUUUAUAAAGGAAAGUUACAUGUGAGUUUGUUGGUAGAGGAGGUUUACAACUUCUCCCAAGAUGAUUUGUUAACAGAGGAUAUCCUCGUACUCGACACACACGCAGAAGUGUUUGUUUGGAUUGGUCAGUGUGUUGACCCUAAAGAAAAGCAAAAUGCUUUUGAAAUUGGCCAGAAAUACAUAGAUAUGGCUGCAUCUCUGGAAGGACUAUCUCCACGUGUACCCUUAUAUAAAGUAACAGAAGGGAACGAACCUUUCUUUUUCACUACAUACUUUUCAUGGGAUUGGGAUUAUACAAGAGCUAAGGUUCAUGGGAACUCAUUCCAGAAACAGGUGUCUCUACUCUUUGGGAUUGGCCAUGCUGUGGAGGAAAAAUCAAACGGGUCAAGUGGAGGGGGGCCAAGACAAAGGGCAGAAGCUUUGGCUGCUUUAACUUCUGCUUUUAAAUCAUCGCUUGAGAAAACAACGAGUAUGUCACAAGAGAGAUUGAAUGGCUUAAACCAUGGAGGACCAAGACAAAGAGCGGAAGCUUUAGCUGCCUUAAACUCUGCAUUUAGUUCUUCAUCAACGACAAAGAAAGUUACUCCUAGGCCAUCUGUAAAAGGUCAAGGAUCACAAAGAGCAGCAGCUGUAGCUGCUCUUUCGUCAGUUCUUACUGCUGAGAAGAAGAAACAAUCACCUGAUACCUCUCCUGUGGCCAGUGACAGUCCUGUUCCAGAGAGUAGCAUUUCAGAAGCUAAAAGUGAAAGUGAAUAUUCUGAAGUUGAUGAAGCUACAGAAGCCAAGGAAGUGGAAGAAGUUUCUCCUGAUUCCGAUAGCAAUGGGGGUCUGGAAUCUGAACAAGAAAAUGUGGAGGAUGGAGAUAAUGACCAAAGUAGUCAGAGGACAUUCAGUUAUGAUCAAUUAAAGACUACAGCAGGAAAAAAUGUGUCUAGAAUUGAUCUUAAACGGAGAGAGGCCUAUCUUUCAGACGAAGAUUUUGAAACUGUGUUUGGAAUGGUAAAAGAAGCAUUUUAUAAGUUGCCAAGAUGGAAGCGAGAUCUGCUGAAAAAGAAAUAUGAAUUGUUCUAGACUUGACAUAUUGAGUUAACAAAUCAGUUUCUUUAGCUUAUUGAUUACCUUUCCUCGGUAAUCUUGAAAUGCACUUAUCUAUUGGAUAGUGUGUUUUAUCGAUAAACCGCUUGGAUUCAUAUGAACAGUGAUGCUGCAUGGAGAGUGAUUUUAGUUUCUCCUUUUAAUUGCUGCUACUUCUUGGAAUAUUUACAUCACGGCCGACCCAAGGUAAGGCUGCUAAAGCCCUUGCUUUAGGCCUACCAACAUUAAAUUAUUUUUUAUUAGAUUUUAUAAACAAAAAGGUCUCAAAUGUAUACAGAAAAAGCCCCAUAUAUAAAAAUUUACUUUAAGCCUCACUUGCUACUGAAAA